This is a messenger RNA of Mytilinidion resinicola, 1333 nucleotides long. RefSeq lists its product as uncharacterized. Bases 205 to 1137 code for a protein of 310 amino acids. Gene Ontology annotation, biological process: transmembrane transport. Gene Ontology annotation, molecular function: transmembrane transporter activity. The record is from RefSeq and is a predicted model, not a curated record. Lineage: Eukaryota; Fungi; Ascomycota; Dothideomycetes; Mytilinidiales; Mytilinidiaceae. The transcript is spliced from 4 exons.
GUUUUGGUGCAGCUUGAUCUUCGCUUCAGCGCUCCCAACUAUCGGAUUCGGAGCUCCUAUCGCAGCGGCGUUAAGAACAGACACCGUCCUUCAAUGACGAUGGGCCUUCUACCUAGGCCUCAUCGUAUCCGGGCUUGUUUUUAUCCUGCUCUUCAUUUGCUACCAUCCUCCAAAUUUCCAACUACUGCAUACCAAUCGCACUAAAUGGCAACAAAUCAAACGCCUCGACUUCGUUGGCCUGUCCUUUUACGUUCUCGGACUCAUUCUGCUUUUGACCGGGCUGAACUGGGGCGGCAGCGCCUACCCCUGGAAAUCUGCCCACGUCAUCGCCACAAUCGUGGUCGGUACCUUGUGCAUAAUAGUCUUCACAAUCUACGACAUCUACCACAAGGCGACCCCCUCCUCCCCAUGCAUCUCUUCAAAUCCCGGGGCUUCGCCGCCAUCAUCAGCGCCGCCUCCGUCGGCAGUUGUGUGUACUACUCGAUGAUCAUCCUCUGGCCGUCCCAAAUCGCCAGCCUCUUAGGCGGCAGCCCGAUCCACCAAGCCCUGCUCGCCUCGAUGGUUGGUACUGGCACGCAGCUCGGCCAAUUCAUGGCAGGCCCCAUGCUACAUUGGAUUUCGUACCAGCGCGGCCUGCUCUUCUUCACGUGCUGUCUGCUCACCGCGAUGGCGGGCGCGAUGAUUGCCGUUGGUCCUGGGAGCGUGUCACUGGACUGUGGCCUUAUGCUUACGGCGUGUUGGUGUAUUGGGGUGAUCGAGUGUAUCGCUGUGGUGCUGACGCCGCUGAGCUGUCCGCCUGAGGAUCUGGGUGCGGCGUUGGGCGCGCUCGGAUCUGUCAGGAGUACGGCUGCGAUGUGUGCGACGGCCAUCUAUGUUGCUAUUCUGAAUAGCAAACUGGCUAGUAUCACGCCUGCUUUGGUGUCGCAAGCAGCUCUGAAAAAUGUACUACCGGCGUCUUCGAUCCCGACGCUGUUGAUGGAUACGGCGACGGGCAAUUUUACGAAUGUGCCGGGGAUCACGCCAGGUAUCACCCUGGCGGUUGAGGCAGCAAUGGCGGAGGCUUCCGCGCGGUCGUUCAGUAUGUCUGGUACGCGGUCGUUGCGUUCGGCUGUCUCGCAAUCGUCGCUUCGUCGUUGACUACCAACUAUAAUGAACAUCUCAAUGACGAAGUAGCGCGCGAGAUGCAAGAUCCGAGGUCGAACGGCUUUAGUAAAGAAAUUGAUCAAGAGAAGUGAGGGCUUGAAACUAGGGCAAUCACCGAGACUGGAAACUUGAGACGAGGGGAGGAAAAACAUGGGAGUGCCUUCGAAUGUUAUCUUUGAUGUCCAAAAUG